AUGGAAAAAAAUUCUGCUACCGAGGAGCUCUCCAAGGUCAUUGAUCUAAAAACAACAGGAUGUCAGUUUCGACUACGCCCGUUUGACAUCAAGGAACGCUCGCAGCGACUCCCGCUACGCCGUGAUCGGAAACGGGCUGAGUAUACGCAACAAUACAAUGAGCUUCUUAGAUCUAAUUUCAAGAAUUCUAAGGCUUCUUCAGGUUCCGAUUUUCACUUUAUAUCUGGAUUUAAAUAUUUCUUCCAACACUUUAUACGUCAGCACCCUGUAGGCGCGUUGGUUGUGUGGAUAUUAUUGUUUUUGGUAGAGCUGAGCAUGGUUUUUUUGUCGACCGCCCAGUCAAAUAUUAUCAGCACCUCAUUUAUAUACUACGACAAAUAUGAGAAAAGUUAUUGGUUUUACGCUCGAUUUUCUCUAUCAAUUAUUUCGCUUCUACAGCUUUUUUUCGCCUACUCGUUAAGCGUUUCGACGAUAUUUGUCGUCAUUGCAACCUCCAUUUAUCAAAUAUUGAUUGGCAUUCUCGCGUUGUUCACCCAGUGGUCGUGGGUGAGUCAAAUGUACGUGCCUCUCUUUUUGCGCUGCUGGCCUAUGCGGCAGUACCUUCUUUUUAUUUUGGAUACCAUAUUUUCCUUGAGAACUCACAAUCAUAAGAUGGACUUGAUUUGGAUUGCCGCGGACCCUUUGACGCUUUUUAUAUGCAUGGUCUACACGGCCACGGCGGUAUUUCGCGCCGCGGAGACCUUCAAUGGUAAUUAUAUUAGCUUUUCCGAUUCGAUCUACUUUACCGUCGUCACCGUCACCACGGUCGGGUUUGGCGACGUUCACCCGUCAACCACGAUUGGAAAGGCGGUUGUGAUUGUAAUUAUAGUCGUCUUUCUGUCAAAGAUGCCGACCUUCAUUCGCGUGAUUCGCUCAACAAUUAAACUUAUGGGGAUGUAUCGCUCCUAUAAAGGCAGGCUAAGGCACUUUAUUGUAUACGGACUGGUGACCCGUGAGGAGGUGAUCUCGAUCUUAGACGAGGUCUUUUGCCUCUACCCCAUGAAGGAAGUGUGCUUUUGCAAUAGAGAGUUUGCUGAAGACGUUCUCUCGGUUGGUCGGCACCCGUCGUAUCGCAUGCGCGCUACGUUUUUACUGAUCGAUGUGCUCGAUAUUUUCGCGUUUCGUCGAAUGCGGGCGGCUGAGGCCUGCGCGGUCUUUAUUCUUCCCGUGAAGGCGGGCUAUUCCUCCCGCGUAGAUGACGAUGUGAUGUUGACCUCGCUAACGUUUGAGCUCUUCAUGCCGAACCUGCCGCAGUAUCACUGGUUUCGCUACGGCAUGCACGCAAAACUUCUUCAUGGAAAGCACAUUAAUGUCAUUAAUGAAUACCUGCAAAAGAAUAUUAUGGCGACGGCCCUGCUGCUGCCUGGGAUUGUUCCCUUUUUGGUGAAUUUGGUCCGGAGCUCCGGGGCUAAGGGGGAAGAGCCACCAAAGCUGUGGACCGAGGACGGGGUGGAGGAUUGGAAAGGGCAGUAUGAGUAUAGUCGCCGUAAUGUGAUUAGCACUUUCCCGUUGCCGUACUGUUUUGUGGGGCAAAAGCUUGAAGAGGUUGUUCGCGCCUUCAAGUUUCAUGAUGUUCUCAUUGUGGGCGUUAUGGAAGGUGUUCGAGGGGUAAUGCACUUGAAUUUGGACUAUAUCAUGACCAAUAAGGACUCCUUAGCCGCCAUUUACGAAUUACAACGCAACGGCAUGGCGGUUGCAUUGGAAUUAUUCAAUAGCUUUGAUGUUUAUGAAAAAAUGCAUCAGCAUCAUCCAAGCGAGCCCUUUUCUAAAGUCUUCGAUCAUGGGAAAGCGACAGCAGUUAAUUUAAAGGAAUCCUUUGUUGACGACAUACCCAACGAGAGCUUUUCAAGUUUUCGAAACUAUCCAAAUGAAAGCCGUCGGGAGAAAAUACGCGAAGAUGACGUAAAAAUGAUGAAUCCCCGUAUCUUUAGGGAAGACGUGAAACUUCGGCUUCAAAAGCUCGAGUUUUUGCCCAAAACAAUGUGCGGUAUAACCCUCAGCUCCAUUCAGCUUGGCACCAAGGAUGCGCAUCACCUCGACGCUCUCAUUAAGCGCCUUGAAGAAGCUUUAGCAAGAACGUACGCAAAUGAAGCAGAGAAGGUGAAUAUCUUGAGCAAUCUGGAAAAGCAACUGACCAUGUACCUCAAAGAGCUUGCAUAUGAGCAUGCGUCUGCCAUUGCGGACUUCACUGUUGAUACUCAGCAGGAGGUGGUCUUUCUUUUUAUUGAUCAGGUAUCGUCCAUCCAACGUAAGACGAGCAUCUCAGUCUAUGAAAACAUCAUUUCUCAGACAAUUGCACAGUACGAGCUUUACGUAAUGAUGCAGUGUAUUCGCUCCGUGCACACAAACUCCCAUUUGAGGUUACUGACAUUGCGUAAGUACCCGUCAGAGUAUUUGAAAAUGUGGGAAAAUAUGUUCAAUUCACCGUUGUGCUGUAUACAAGGGCAGGGCAUUAUUGAUUCUCAUCUCUAUUUCUCGCUUUUCGAAGGCCCAAAAAAUCCCAUGAGGAUUUAUGGUAUUUUACUCUACUGCUCUCAAAUGGGGCAACACGACUUUGGGGAUAUUCCCCUGUCGUCGGUUAUGAGCAAUGUUCUCCGGUUUUUGGAAAUGAACGCACAGCGAUCAGGAGGUUGGGAGGAUGUUCCUGAGCCGAACAUCAUGAUUGAGCUGGAGUCCUUUUUGUCUUCCAUAAAGGUUGCUCCAUUUCAUGCGGAUUUUGAGUGGCGCCGGCGCGGUGAGCGUAAUUUUCAGGACUCUCUUGCAUUUAUGAUGGGGCGAUGCUUUUCCUCAAAUAUGUUGCAUACGCUGUUGAUACACAGCUAUCGGGAAAAUAGAAUCAACACCUUCUUUAACAUGAUCCUAAACCUCACUAUGUAUGUUGAUAUAUUCAAUCCGAGCAUGUGGAUCAUUCAGGCACCUCUAACGCAAACACUCUUUAGGCUGUGCAGUAACCGAACCCUUCAGUUUAAAACCUUUGGAGCUGCCUUCGAGUUUCUUUUAAGGAGCCGUCGUUGUAUCGCAAUCGGGGUGUUUCGACUUUUCCCUUCGGAGGAAUACAUGAAAAUCAAAGCACGCUACUUCGUGACCAACCCCCCACUUUCCAUGCCCCUCUUAAUUCAUGAUAUUAUCUAUUCUUUAGAUGGCAAGACUGACAUCAUUACAUCUUGUUGA
Messenger RNA from Phytomonas sp. Hart1, 3210 nucleotides. The record is from the annotation of a GenBank genome assembly. Lineage: Eukaryota; Euglenozoa; Kinetoplastea; Trypanosomatida; Trypanosomatidae.